This is a messenger RNA of Brienomyrus brachyistius, 6522 nucleotides long. It is a transcript of the gene kmt2e, whose product is annotated as lysine (K)-specific methyltransferase 2E. Gene Ontology annotation, molecular function: protein binding. The record is from RefSeq and is a predicted model, not a curated record. NCBI's taxonomy places the organism in Eukaryota, Metazoa, Chordata, Actinopteri, Osteoglossiformes, Mormyridae.
CCUGAGCCGCCAUUUUUGCAAAGGGAAAAGAGACAGGAGAGUGGAUACAGUUUCUAUCAGUCAUUAAAGGUAGGACAGGGAAUUAAACGGUUCGGGACGUGUGAAAACCCAAAAUACUAGCUUGGGAGUGACGUUGAAAAGAAUUAGAAGGAGUUGUUGAGCUUUUUUCCUUUUAUUUAUUUUUUAUUUUUUUAAGGUGAGGGGUUGAGUUGCAUUAACAUUUCCCCCUUUGAAGAUCCGCAGUGGAGACGGUAGUAUUGUUUUGGUUGUGUGGAGGCGAGGGCGGCGGGGUCUCACCGGGUCCCCGGUUCCUUUCUUCCUUUCAUCUACAGUGGACAUUAACGGCUUGGUGGAUGCACUUAGAUGUCUGCAAUGAGCGCUGCGGCUGGAAUGCCUCCAUCUUUUGGAUCCCCACGCUCUGGACUCAGUAGGACAAGGAUUUCUCAGAAGAGAACGUCAUGAGCAUAGGGGUCCCAGUAGGGCAGGACGUGAGCGACUCCUCGUAUCUGAACAUGGCUGCCGGCUCAGAAUGUUGUUGGACUGCAUGUCUGAAUCUGGAGUACCCGUUCGAGAUGCGUGUGAUGGGGGAGGGCGAACCCUACACACUGAGGAGGCCUGAAUCAGUGGAGGCCAGCUCUGUGCUGGUAAAGUACAGCUACCCGCACCAGGGCUACAGCAGCAGCUCUCAGCCCACGCACAGCUACGUCGGCCUGCCCUAUGCUGACCACAACUACGGCGCGCGGCCCCCACCCACACCGCCAGCCUCGCCCCCGGCCGUCCUGAUCCGUGCCAGCGAGAGCCUGUUUGUGCCUGGCCCCCAGGACGAGGCGUCGCGCGGCACCACGCUCAGCACCUCAGAGGACAGCAGCUAUGGGGCCGAUGUCACUCGCUGCAUCUGUGGCUUCACCCACGACGACGGCUACAUGAUCUGCUGCGACAAGUGCAGUGUGUGGCAGCACAUAGACUGCAUGGGCAUCGACCGGCAGCACAUUCCUGAGACGUACCUGUGUGAGCGCUGCCAGCCGCGGAGCCUGGACCGCGAGCGGGCCAUCCUGCUGCAGACCCGGAAGAGGGACAACAUGUCGGAUGGAGACACCAGCGCCACAGAGAGUGGGGACGAGGUGCCGCUGGAGCUGUACACGGCCUUCCAGCACACGGCGGCCAGCCUCGCACUGAGCACAGCGCGCACGCCCAGCAAGCAGGCCGAGAAGAAGCGCAAGAAGAGCGUGGACAAGGAGCCGCCUGCAGCCCCUGCGAGGGCCAAGAAGGCUUUUCGUGAGGGGUCCAGGAAGUCCUCCCGCGUGAAAGGCACCGCUCCUGAGGUGGAGCCCACGGACUCGCCCUCCCUGUGGGAGAACACGAUCAAGUCCUGGGUGGAGCAGUAUGAGGAGGCAGGCAGCAAUCGCUACAGUGAGGAGAUGCAGCUCCUGCUGAGCAUGAAGGGGCCGUCGGAGGCCAAGGCGGCCGACUGCAGCAGCCACAGCGCCUCCUUCAAGCCGCCGGUGGAGAGUCAGAUGCAGAGGAAUAAGAAGAUCCUGAAGGCAGUGCGAGACCUGCCAGCGGACGCGCUCAUCAUCGAGUACCGCGGCAAGUUCAUGCUGCGGCAGCAGUUCGAGGCUAAUGGUUACUUCUUCAAGAGGCCCUACCCAUUCGUACUCUUCUACUCCAAAUUCCACGGGCUGGAGAUGUGUGUGGAUGCCCGCAGCUUUGGCAAUGAGGCCCGUUUCAUCCGCCGCUCCUGUACCCCCAACGCAGAGGUCCGGCACGCCAUCGAGGGCGGUACCCUGCACUUGUUCAUCUACUCGGUAAAGCCCAUCACCAAGGGCAGCGAGAUCACCAUCGACUUCGACUAUGACUACGGCAGCUGCAAGUACAAGGUGGACUGCGCGUGUCUGAGGGGGAACCCCGAGUGUCCGGUGCUCAGGCACAACACGGAACCCACGGAGAACCUGGGCUCCGGCCUCGAGUCGCGGCGCCGGCGCGGCCGCAGGGACAAGGAGGCGCCCCGCGAGCAGGAGAGCGAGACGGCCCAGAACCAGAACGUGUCCCUGGACUACGAGGGGGCCAAGGGCAAGGCGGCCGGCGAGGCCAAGCACAGGAAGAUGUCCCCUCUGCGCCUCUCCAUCUCCAACAACCAGGAGCCUGAGUUAAUUGAGGACAUAGAAGAGAGAACCUGCAUUAGCAGUGAAGUAGAGAUGGAGUCAGAGGAGCAGAUUGCAGAGAGGAGGAGGAAGAUGACGCGUGAGGAGAGGAAGAUGGAGGCCAUCCUGCAGGCCUUCGCGCGGAUGGAGAAGCGGGAGAAGCGGCGGGAGCAGGCGCUGGAGCGCAUCGGCACCAAGGUGGAUGUCAAGGAGGAGGCGCCUGCCACUCCCGAGGCAGAGGCUAACCCCCCCCAGCCCCAGCUGGAGGUGCUGAAGGAGGAACCAUCAGCCAAGCCAAUCGCUGCCAAGGUGAGCCGGGCCAAGCAGCGUAAGAGCCUGUCGCGGAGCCGCACCCACAUCGGGCAGCAGCGCCGCCGCACGCGCACCGCCAGCGCCUGCUCCGACCUGCCGCCCGCCUCCCCUGGCGAGUGCCCAGAGGCCCCGCCCCCCGAGGCUGGCGAAGAGCCCGCCCCCGCCCUCCCAGAGCCCAAGCCGCCGCCAGCCCAGCCUCCGGACGCCGACACCCCUCCACACAGCAGCUCGCCGGCGCCCCCUAGCCGUGCCACUAACAAGUACCCCAAGACUAAAAAGCACUUAAUGAGCGAGUGGAUGGUGGAGAAGCAGGAUUCCCCGGCCCACACCCCGGAGCCCCCCCCGGAGCGGCCGCUGCGCAUCAGCAGCGACCCUGAGGUUCUGGCCACGCAGCUGAACUCACUGCCAGGCCUGGCCUGCAGCCCCCAGGUGUACAGCACCCCCAAGCACUACAUCCGCUUCUCCUCGCCCUUCCUGUCUGGCCGCAGCCCUGGCACUCCGGGCGUGCCCUCUGCCCGCCGGCGUUCCCGCGAGCUCCCAGAGACCCCUCCUACGUCCGGCUCCUGUAAGAAGCGCUGGCUCAAGCAGGCCCUGGAGGAGGAAGGGUCUUCCAGCCCAACGGGGCGACCGGCCCUCUCCCUUCCCCGGGAGGGGCCCCCCAGCCCCCCUGUCAACGGCGACUCGGACGGCCUGCUCGCCCUCAACGGCAGCUGCACUUUACUUGAGCUCCCCGCCCCCCUUAAGAAGCGGCGGCUCAGCCCACUGGACGCCUGCGUGUCGGAGGGCUCCACCCCUUAUGGUUCCCCUUAUGCCACGCCCACCCGGCCCGACCUCCCAGAAAUGCCGUGCGCCCCCCUGAGCCUGUCCGCGCUGCCGCGCCCCCGCUCUGAGGACCAGGGUACUGAGGUCAUGCUCGCCACCGCACCGCAUGGCCCCCCCAUGGGGCCUCACCCCACCCACCUAGAGAGUGAGUCUUCUCCAGAGAGCUCCCCCGAAGGCAGUCGGAGAGCCAGCACCCAGGAGGCGGAGCUCUCCCCGUCACUGCUCUCCUCGCCCUCCCUGCGGACCAGCGGCCUGGACCUCCCUCCCCAAGAGUUAAAGCCCGUGGGUUCGCAGAGUCCCCGGCCCCCAGAGCCCCAGGACUGUGGGCCCGAAGACCCAGGGGAGGUGGGGCUUGAGGGGGCAGUGGACCCACCCCCUCUGGACUCCCCUGCCCCCUCAUACCCGUCCUGGGUGAAGAGUCCGGAAGGAGCGGGCCUCCCCUUCUCCACGGUGAACUCCAAUCUACGUGACCUGACCCCCUCCCACACGCUGGAGCCGGGGGCCUUCCGGGCUGAUUCCGGCUUGAGUUUCAGGGAGGGGGGGCUCUUCUACACCUGUACUGAUGAGGGGGGCACCGUGGCCAUGGCGCGCUCUCUGGGGGGGGACCUGCUGACCCACACCCCCCCGCAGAAGAAGAAGGUGUCGCUCCUGGAGUACAGGAAGCGGCAGCGGGAGGCCCAGCGCAGCGGCUCCAAGGUGGACUGCGACUCUCCUGGCUCUGCGGUGCCCCAUCUGGUGGGUCUGUGCGGUGGCAGUGCCGUGGAAGGCUGCCCUGUCGCUGUAGAUGUGGCUCCAGAGCCGGGCGUCCAGUCUGGCCCUGAGGCAUUCCUGCCCGGCGAGGACGGCGAGUCCCUGGGGGAGAGGGACGGACGAGAAGGACAGUGGACGUCGUCCACCUCUGUGGAGCAGGCCAGGGAGCGCAGCUACCAGCGGGCCCUGCUGCUGAGCGACCACCGGAAGGACAAGGACGCCGAUGCUGGAGAUGGCGAUGUUGCGGAUGGGGGGGCUCUGAGGGAGUGCCCCUCUCCCGGCUUACACCGGAGCUGUCGCAGCCCACAAUCACACAAGCCGUGCUCACCUGGACCCAGUGCGCCGCCUCAGUUUCUGGGUCGCUCGGGAAAGGAGGAUGAUAACGACAGCCAGCCUCGCACCUCCAACAUCCAGCUUGCCUGCAAGCCUCCUGGGCCCAAGUCGGUCCCUCUGACCCCCAGCAAGCUACACAGUGGGCCCACUGGGGCUCCCCAGAGUCUGUACGCUGGACCUUCGCUGCUGCACUCCCCCAAGGCCCAGCCCCAGGGCUCUCCCUACCGGAGUCAGCGCUCCUUCCUUCUGGGACAGCCUCAAGCUCAGGCCCAGGCUCCCACAGGCCCAGCAGCGUUUCCCCAAUUCAACCCCCAGGGGGCAGGCCUACCCCCACCCCCGCCGCCCCCUGCUCCUUCUGUCUCUGCCACCAUGUUUCCAGGCCAGGCUGCCACCUCCACAGGUUCCUUUGCUGGCUAUAAGCCCACGGUGGCCCCCUUCGUUGCCGGCUCCCAGCCCCUGAUACAGACGCACCACAGCCUGCAUUACCAGAGCUCAGCGGCCCCACCCCCACCUCCCCCCCCGCUCCCGCACCCGGGCCCCUCCAUGCUGCAUGUCAGCCUGGCACCUGUGCAACAGCACCCACUCCUGGUGAACUCGGCCCCUCCCCCCUCACACCUGCUGGGCUCCACGCCGCCGCGCCCCCCCCCUCCACCUCCGCAGGCCCAGGCCCCCCCACAGCAGUCGGGGAGCAGCACGUUACUGUCCCUGCAGCAGGCUCCCCCACCCCCCCCACCUCCUCCUCCCGCCCCAUCCAGUAACCCGCCCUUGCAGACCGGGCACCAUUUCCAGACGAUGGGGGCCUUUCAGACGCCCCUCCUCCACCCGGUGGCCUCCAGCAGUGCUGCUUCUGUCACACCCGCUGCCUACCAGGCCCACCAGCAGGGGGCGCUCCCUCCUCCGCCCCCGCCUCCUCCCCAGCAGACCGCGCCCACGCCGUCCCAGGCCACGCCUCCUCAGCUGCCCAGUGGUGCACGGGGAGCCGCGGCCUCCUCGGCCCCUUUCCACAGCACAGGGUACCUUGGUUCGGGGUGGCACUGAACUGCCUGCCCCACAGUUGGCAGGCACACUGGCAUGAGCUGUGAAUACCCUCAAAGUACCCGUCCGCAAAGCUGAGGCAGGACGGCUACUUUUUAACAGAAAAAGACUAAAGCGAUCCUGCAAGGAGACUCCCACAGGAUGACUGUCAAAUCACGGUGCUCAUCACCACCCUCUCACACCUCCUGGCCGAGGUACCGGUCUCCUUUUAACUUUGUAGUCACCCCCCCCCCAAAGAUCUAGCCCAUUCCAGCUUCCACACCCCAUUUGUCUGUUGAAGUUAUUUCUCGUUCUCUGUCCUUCGUCUGUCCUCUUAAACCAUUUAUUUGUUUAUUUAGUGGCUCAUUUUAGCAAAGAAAAUGGCUUUUUGUACAAAAGAAAAUACAGAAUUAUUUUUUUUAUUCCUUCAUGUAAAAACAACAAAAAAAAAGAAAAUCUUUGCUUCGGUGCAGAGAUUGAGAAGAGGCUCCUGGUCGUCCACUUCACUGCCCCAGGAGCGCUUGUGUGUGUGUGUGUGUGUGUGUGUGUGUGUGUGUGUGUGUGUGUGUGUGUGUGUGUGUGUGUGUGUGUGUGUGUGUGUGUGUGCGCGUGUGCGUGCGUGUGCAAGGCCCGUGGAGUCCGCCCGCGUGUGCGCACUGCAAGAGAGGUGAAUGCGCUGUUGAUUCUGAACUUGGUCUGAGUGAGGACUUACCUAUAGGUAGGGCACUAGCAUCUUAUUUUUGAAUCCUGAAUGGUUAUUUGUAGAAAUGUAAUUUAAUGUAGAGAUGGUUCCUCCAGCUCUACAGACACACGUGUAAAUAGUUGCUUCUUUUGUUCUCUACGCUUGUACAAUUCGCUCCCAUCCCAUUUUGGAAUAUCGUUGUAAAUAAGAGCUCUCUUUGCAAAGCUGAAUGUUUCUGUGACAGUAGCACUGUUUUUAUCCUUAAUCUUCUCUGGAUUAUUCCAUUUCACUUCCGUCUUUUUUUAUUAUUUGUGGGUGCGUGUGUGUGUGGGUGCGUGUGGGUGCGUGCGUGUGUGUGUGUGGGUGCGUGCACGUGCGCUUGUGCGAAAGAGAGACUCGGACACAGCGUUAGUUUGGCUGUUCAUGGUUCAUGACAAUAAAUCACAGUAAUGUCGGUUUUAUACCAAA